AUGGGAUCUGUGGGGGGUUUUCAUGUCAAUUAUGGGAACAAUCUCUCUUCAUUAUGGUAUGGAGAAGCCGAUGUUUUCAUGGGGAUUCCAUUUGCUGAGCCUCCUGUUGGGGAAAAACGAUUUCAAAUGCCAGUGCCAAUAAUGGAAUAUCCGAAUCGACGCGUGAAUGCAACAAAAUUUAAAGCUGCCUGUGUUCAACCAGAUAUGUCGGCUUGUUCUGUGCAAAGUGAGGAUUGUCUUUAUCUCAAUGUCAUCACUCCAAAUGCAAACGCAGUACACAAAUACCCGGUAAUGGUGUGGAUUCACGGGGGAUCGUUCACCGGGGGAUGUGCCGCACAAUUCCCUGUUAAAGGUAUUGUGCGAAAUCUUGUCUCCCGUGGAGUGGUUGUUGUGACAAUUCAAUAUCGCCUAAAUAUCCCCGGUUUUUUCACGACAAGCACCGAUGAGUUCCCGGCAAAUCGGGGAAUGCUCGAUCAAGUCGAAGCUCUGAGAUGGGUUCAAAAUAACAUUGAUUAUUUUGGCGGAAAUCCGUAUUCGGUGACGAUCUUUGGCCAAUCGGCUGGCAGUAUUUCCGUCUCCGCGCACACUUAUUCACCACUGAGUCAAGGUUUAUUUCAGCAGGGAAUCAUGGAAUCGGGUGCUCUUUUCACUUCAUUAGAGGGAUCACUUGGAACACUCAAUAUGAGUCAAGAUAGAGCGUUUCAACUUUGCAACUUCACCGAUCAACAAUGGAACAACGGGGAUUUCGCCGAUUUGAAAAGCUGCAUGGAGAAAACUGAGCCGAGUGCUUGGGUCAAUAUGGAUAAGGGAACUUUAUUCGGUUGGCGACUUUUGUUGGAUAAAUGUUAUUUGCCGGAUACACCCGAAAAACUGAACAAAAAGAGGCCAAUGAUUCCGAUGAUUAUUGGGAAUAUGAGAGAUGAAUUCGCGAGUACAUGGUAUUACCAAAUGAGUGAAGAGGGGAUUCCAUUCGAAUAUUUCUCCGCAAAUUUCGUUAAAUUGGUUUUUGAUGCAUGGGGAACAAUUUAUGGCGAUAGAAUUGAUGAUGUUUGGAAUAUCGUGAAGAAGAGUUACGUGGCAAAAGGGACAAAUGAUAGCGAUGCGGCUGCAUGGUGGAUAGACAGUUGUACGUUUUUCACGGCUGCCUCUUUUGCUCAAUUCGCCGUCCAAGAUGCGAUAAUGUACAGUGCAGCGGGGAAUAAAGAGAUCUAUCUUUAUGAGCAAACGUAUGGCUCGAGAAUCUCACAUUCAGAACAAGCCGAUGAAGUGACCAAGAAAUUGGGAGGAUAUAGACCAGUUCCCCAUUCGACCGAACUUCCCUAUGUUUUUAUGUACGAUGGUGUCUGGGAGUCGGCCAUUUCACAAAAUCGAACACAACCAUUCGAUUUCGAAUUAGCCGAUUGGUAUGGGAAAAUGUGGACGAAUUUUGCGCAGUAUGGUCGACCAACUCUGACUGAAGAAUGGAAAUCGGUGGAAUCCCCGUCGAAUCUUUGGCAUUUCAACAUUGAGAAUCCAGAAAUGAAUGGAAUGAAAAUGUUGAAAGGAUAUCGAGAUAUCGAUCUGAUCGUUUUCACUAAUGCAAUCUCGAAAUUGAUCGAAACUUCUCCUCCAACAUUUGAUCGAGAAAAAUUGCAAAAAGCAAAGGAAUCCUUGAUGAGAUUAAAGGUU
Messenger RNA from Mesorhabditis belari, 1668 nucleotides. The record is from the annotation of a GenBank genome assembly. Lineage: Eukaryota; Metazoa; Nematoda; Chromadorea; Rhabditida; Rhabditidae.